AAAAAUGUCGGCUUGUUGAGAGGAAGCGAACGGAAGAAAAAUUAUCGACUGAGAAAAAUCGUAGUUUUCUAACGAUUUUUCAGGGAAGUUGCAACGGAAGACGUGUAAAAUUCGUAUGCUGUAAGUAUUCCUGAACACCAUGAGCACUUCGGACAGUACCGAUACGACGAGCAGCAGCAGCGCAAGCAGCAAUCUGAAGCAGCCUCAAGAGGAAAAUCAGGACGAGCUAAUCAUCAAACAACAAAGGGAAAUUGAACAAGAGAUUGCCUAUACGAACCCAUUGGUAAGCGAGUCGCAGGCGAUCAAUAGUCUGAACUCGGAAUAUCUGGAUGAUGCCGUUUACAUUGCCAAGAUAAAGGACCUGGCCUCGAAGUACCGGGCGAUCAGACGUACGCGUCCAGACGGAAAUUGUUUUUUCCGGGCGUUUGCGUACGCAUAUCUGGAGUAUUUGGUUCGUAACAAGGAAGAAUUCAGCAAAUUCUACGAAUAUGCAGCGAAAUCCCGAGAAAGACUGACGGAAGCCGGAUUCCCUCGAUUUACGAUUGAGGAUUUCUAUGAGACGUUCAUGGAGGUGAUCAACAAGGUUAAACCUGAUGGAGACAAUACAUCCGGGGCUUUGGCUGAGCUGCAUAAACUAUUCAAUGAGCAAGGCUAUUCGGAUUACGUGGUUGUGUACUUGCGCCUGAUCACUUCGAGUCACCUGCAAGAGCGAGCAGAUUUCUACCAAAAUUUCAUCGAUGGAAACUACACCAUCCUGGAGUUUUGCCACCAGGAAGUGGAGCCCAUGUACAAGGAGUCGGAUCACAUUCACAUAAUCGCAAUUUGUUCGGCUCUGGAUGCGGGAGUCCGCGUAGAGUACAUGGAUCGGGGCGAUGGAAACCAAGUGAUUGCUCAUGAAUUUCCGGACGGUUGCAAGCCGAAUGUAUUUUUGCUCUACCGCCCUGGACAUUACGAUAUUUUGUACCCCAACGAGGUGCAAUAAAAAUGCUAAUGUAGACGAAGAUGGAACAGUUCUUUUCAGACUCUUUCAAACAAACACUCUAUUCAUACUUGGAGAUCCUAAUCGCUAAUGUAUCCUCUCAUUCAAUUAGAGUUUAAAUAAAAUAAAAAUUGUAGAGGAAA
Molecule: messenger RNA, 1122 nt
Organism: Ochlerotatus camptorhynchus
Lineage: Eukaryota; Metazoa; Arthropoda; Insecta; Diptera; Culicidae
Product: ubiquitin thioesterase otubain-like
Exons: 2
Coding region: 140-982 (280 amino acids)
Biological process (GO): protein K48-linked deubiquitination
Cellular component (GO): nucleus
Molecular function (GO): ubiquitin binding; cysteine-type deubiquitinase activity
Source: RefSeq, a predicted model, not a curated record